This is a messenger RNA of Metarhizium acridum CQMa 102, 1125 nucleotides long. The record is from RefSeq and is a predicted model, not a curated record. Lineage: Eukaryota; Fungi; Ascomycota; Sordariomycetes; Hypocreales; Clavicipitaceae.
AUGACCAUCUCUCAGUAUCACGAUCUGCGAGGCAGUGCCAAUGACAGCUCCCUCUGUAGCAAACCUUUAAAGCUAAGGGGUCUUCUAGAUAGCUACAGGUCCUACAAUGUUACGCCCGUCAUCGGGACGGAGUUCCCUGAUGCCAACGUGGCAGAAUGGAUGAAAGAUGCAAACAGUGAUGAAAUUUUGCGAGACUUGGCUGUUACCAUCUCCCGUCGGGGUGUGGUCUUCUUUCGAGCCCAAACUGAUCUUACAGAUGAGCUUCAAAAGGAGUUGGCUCUUCGCUUGGGCCGUCUCACGGGCAAACCGGAAUCCUCAACACUGCACAUCCAUCCACUGGCCAACUUCAAUCCUGAUCGGGACCCCUAUCUCAACAUAAUCACCACCGACCAGGCAGCUAAUCCCGCAGAGGACCUUUGGAAAAACAGACCCGCUGAUAUAAGAAACAGCUGGCAUACGGAUGCUGGGUAUGAGCCUAAUCCACCCGAUUACUCCAUCUUGAAGCUUAUCAAACUCCCCAAAACCGGUGGAGGUAAUCAAUUCUAUAUCACCCGUUUCCAGGCUCAUUUAUAUAUAAUACUGACCGUCACCUACAUAGACACAAUGUGGGCCUCGUCUUGCGAAAUCUACGACAAAAUAUCCCCAGCCUACCGCAAAUUCCUCGAAGGCCUCACAGCCGACUUCUCCCAAUCUAGAUUACCAAAUGUAGCUGCUGCGAAGGGAUUCGAGCUGUAUUCCGAGCCCCGCGGGUCCCCUAACAAUAUCGGCAGUUCUCUCAGAGCCGUCCACCCAGUCGUUCGCACCAACCCUGUCACUGGCUGGAAGAGUCUCUUUGCCGUUGGUAAUCACGUCGAGCGGAUCAACGAUGUGACGCCUGAUGAAAGCAGGAGACUGCUCGAUUGGUUCCUGCAGUUGAUUGUCGAGGAACAUGACUGCCAACUGAGGCAUCGGUGGGAGAAUCCCUACGACAUCGCGAUCUGGGACAACCGCUCGGUCUACCACACUGCCAUUUUCGAUUAUGCUGGAUUGGGUGCCCGCACUGGCCAUCGUGCGGUUGGAAUCGGCGAGAGACCGUAUUUGGACCCGAGCAGCAAAACCCGUCGUGAAGCCCUCGCUGAGGAAUGA